UGUGUGUGUGUGUGUGUGUGUGUGUGUGUGUGUGUGUGUGUGUGUGUGUGUGUGUGUGUGUGUGUGUGUGUGUGUUAACUUUUUCCAUCCCCGUCUAUUAGAGUUCCAUUAACCAUGUGUCCAUCUGCUAUACGUUAUAAAGAGUGAUUCAUCCAGGUAUGGAGAAGUAGAGUGUGUUCUCUCUCACCCCACCUUCCUGACUAGCUGAAGGUAAAGUCUAAGUGCCAAUAAACCUUUGCGCUCAGGUGGAGUGAGAGAUAGUGUACUGUUUGGGUGUGUUUUAUCAGACUCGUACAUGUGCAGCAUAGAAGUGUGUUCGCAGAGACCAUGGCCAGAGAGUACCGAGUCUGAGAAUUCACUCCACGGUAGAAAGGACAUUCUUUGUUGAAAGGAAAGAGCGAUGGAGUCUUUUGCAGGACAUGCGGAGGGCAGCGCUGAUGACCUUACAGGAGGAAAGAGGAAGUCCAAGCUGAAGACCCUGAAGACACGUCUGUUUGGGAGAUCCAAGAGAGAGACCCAACUCAGCCAGUCUGCUGGCGAUGUCACUGAGGUGGAGGGGCUGGGCUCAGCUGAGCGUCUGUGUUCAGGCGUGUUGGGAUCACGGGCGUUGUCACAUGACAGUAUCUUCUUGGCCGACCAGGAUCUGUCUAGUCCUGAGCAGCCCAGGGUUCUAUCCCAGGAUAACGUCCAAGGCAGGAUCAAAGAACUCCAGAUGAAGCUCCAGCAGCAGAACAUGCGUCUAGGCCCGUCCCCAAUGGUCCUGCCAAUCAAACGUCCAGAGGACCUGGGGGGCAGCUCAGGGGACGAUGGUCUGCCCCACAGCCCUCCCGAAAUCUCCAUGGGUGACCACAGACACCCCCGGGGGGCAUCUUACAAGUUCCCUGCCCCUCCCAGGCACCAUAGCUCUCUGAGUUUAGCAGGAACAGGAAGUGAGGAGGAAGAGCAGGCCACCUCCCAACCCUUGUCCCAUCCCCUCUCUCCCAUGCUCAAACCUCCUCUUACCAGCUUUGUGCACCCCACCCCAUCUGCCCCCCUCUCUGCCUUCUCCCCUGCCUCUCCUGCCUUGGAUUUCAGCACUCCAGCCCAGUUCACCCCCUCCCUGGAUAACUCUGCCGCCCGCCACCGUAUGUCCAUCAAGCCCAGGAACCAGAGGGCCAGUGCCAAGAACAAAAGGCUGACCAUGACUGAAUCGAGACCACGCUCAGAGAGUCUUAACAACUUUGACCGGCCCUUGACAGAGGAGGAAGAGGACGGGCCUGCUAUUACUGGGAGUAAAACACGUUUACGUUCUCACUCUACCCAGAUCCAAAAGUUAGAGCAAGGGGGGUUGACCACCCCCACUGCACCCCCAGAGCUGACACCCCUUAAGUCUGGUCCCACAGAGGCCGAGGGGUGCCCAAAAACCUCCACCUCCACCCCAACCCUCCCCUGCAAGCCCUCUCCACAAGAGCAGCUGCAUCCUGGGGUUGCUCUGAGACCAGUGGAAAUUGUGCCAGGCAAACAGCCACAGUCUUCCUCUGUGACCACAGUACAGGACCUGAGAUACACUCCACAACAGCAGACCCUGAAACUGUCCCUGGGAGACCCCAAGCCCUCAGCCCCAUCCCAAACCAAGAGGGACAUCCUGAGCAAGAGUGGUGUGAAAGAUUCAACCCCCAGCACCGAGGGUAGCACCAAAGAAAACCCAGUCCCGGCCGCCCAGCCCGCAGUUAGCCUGGCCUCAGUGGUGGAUCUCAGAACAUCCUCUCUGAGGUGGAAGCCAGAGGCUGUGGCUGCUGGUCAGAGUACCACAGAGCCACCUGCUGGGCCGGAGGACGCGGGUCAGGCAGAGCCAAGGCCAGUCUCUGGAUCCUUCCGCUUCUCCAUCAACUCUGCCAGGGAGCGGGAGAGACCCAGGAUGGGAAGUGGUGGUUUCUUGGGAGUAGUGGAGCAGGCUGGGGCUGGGCCGAAGAGGGAGGGAAGGGAGAAGGGGACAGAGGUGAAGUUGAUCUCCUCAAACGCCAGCCAGAGGGGGCAGGAGCAGCAUGGGGGCAGGCAAGAGGGAGCCAAGCCCAAAGAAGAGGAUUUGACUGCCAGCGAUAUCGGGGAGAAAGUCUUGGAAGGGGAGGAGGUGGAGGAGGAGAGCAGGGAGGGAGUGGAGGAGGCAGUGGAAGCAAAGGAGGAGGCACAGGAAGAGGAGGAAGAGGGGAAAUCGGCAUUUGGCGUGAAGCUUCGCUCCACCUAUCUCUCUCUGAAGGUCCGGGCGGAGUCAGCCACCAGCCAAUCAGAUCUCAAGAUUAACCGUCAAAGUCAGGAGGUGGGUGCUCUCCCUCUUACCCCUUACACCCUUUCCUCAAAACCCACUGGGCUUGAGGGGCUACAGGACACCCCGCCAACCAACUCAAUGCCCCAAAAGCUCCAUACAAACACCUGGGAUGCCCCAACAACACUGUCUUCACCCAGGGGGAGAGCCGGCUCCCUCAGAGAAGCAGUAACCUCAGCCCAGCCUACCCCCUCACCUCUCACUAAAGAGGCCCAAACCACUCCAGCUAUCCAUAAGGUGGUCCAAACCACCCCUGUCCCAGCCAUGGAAGCCCACACUACCUCCUCAACCACUCAGGACCCCACGACUGGCCCCCAUGCGCCCCCCAAGGCUACCGUAUCCUGGAUGAGCAUGGCAUGGGGGAAGACCAGGGACCUCCAGCAGCUCUUCACCAGCAGUCUACCUAGAGAGUUCACUGGCAUGCAGUCCCCAACUCAACCGCAAUGUCAGACCACAACACAACCACAGACGUCGUCACUGGCUCAGAUCAUGACACAAACUCAGAGACAGAAUGCAACACAACCACAGACACAGACGACAAUGCCACCACAGGCUCAGACCGCAGCACAACCACAAUCACAGACCCCAAUGCAACCCCUGACUGCUAAACUACUGCAGUCACAUAAUUCAGCACAACGACCACAGACAGCAGCACAAACACCCACACAGACCACAAAACAACAGCAGACUGACAAAACACCACAGACACAGAACACAACACAACCACAGACAGUGACUCAACCAUCAACACAGAACACAAAACCAUCAACACAUGUGUCAAACCAAACCAACACUUGGGCAGCACAACCAACCACCGCCCCUCAACCGCUAGCACAAUCUACCCUAAGUUCUGUGCCUCGGGUGACCUCACCGUCCAACCUACGAGCAACCCAGCACACCCUGCGCUCCACUCCACAGACCCAAGCCCAAGCCACACUACGAUCUGCCCCAAUAGGUGCCACUUCCACUCAGCCCCUGGCCUCGUCUUCCCUCUCUUCAAGCCCAAGCUCCACACCCAGCCAACCGCCCUGGAUCACACGAGGUCACAACCCUAACCCUCAGCCCAAACCAGCCUUAGCCCCAACAACAAACCCAGCCCCAGUCCAAGCUACAGUCCCAGCACUAGGGAGAGGUGACAGGACCCUUGUCCUCCAGGGGAAGAGUGAGGAGGCGGCUGUGCCAACAGAAAAGUGGGUGGACCGGGACAGGCCAGGGACUGUGGGAGGGAGGGCAGCCUUUCUGGAGAAACGGGCGGAGUGGACCCCUCCUGCUGGGAGCAAGGUGGAGCUCAGGAGAACGCGAACCCCACCUGAGUCUCAGCCCACAGCUGAAUCUGCUGCUCCUUCCAAAACGCCACCCACUCACAGAAACACUAAAGUUGCUAAACUUGAUGGGAGGCCAGAAUCAAGCCCAACCAAAGUGGCAGGCAGGCAUGCAGACAGAGAGCACAAAUGGCUGAGAAAGAACAUGGCAACGUCGUCAUCUCCUUCAUCAUCACCUUCGUCAUCAUCCCCCCUGCAGACCAUCUCUGACAGUGGAGGGCAGCCAUUUUGGAUGGAACUGGCCAAGAGGAAGUCAAUGGCCUGGAAUGACAAGACCAUGGACUGAUAGAAUGAGAAAGAAAGAAAGAAAGAAAGAAAGAAAGAAAGAAAGAAAGAAAGAAAGAAAGAAAGAAAGAAAGAAAGAAAGAUGCAGAGAGAGAUAGGGGGAGUUCCUUAUUUAUAUGCACUUAUUGUUAGUUGCUAUAGUCAAGAGUGUCUGCUAAAAUGGCUCAAUUGCAAGUUGUGAGAGUGGUAGAGACAGAGGGAGAGAAACAGCAACAACAGUAGUGAUGGGAAUGUAGCGCGAGUGAAGGACAAAGUGAGAUGUUGAGUUCAUUGAAGUGGAAUUGAAUUGACCUUGGAAGCAAAAGCUAUAGGUAAGCUGUAAAAUCGGCUUCCCUUGAAUGUACAGGCUUGCUUUGUUUGUGACAUUUUUUUGUAUUGUAUGUUUGCGUAUGGGAUGACUAUGAUGUAGAAUGGUUCACUAUCUCUGAAUUAUUUUUCUGUCUCUCUUGGUUUUGAUCCAAACAUAUUUUUGUCCCAAACUCUGGGCUUAUGUUAGAGACGGGGAAAAUAUUAUUGAUAUAUUGUUAGAAUAACAUUUUAAUUUUAUCUCAGAAAUAAAUAAUGUAUAAGAUAUUUAUGAAAGUAAUAAAUGCUUAUGUGUGUGACUAAAUGCCCCAGUGUUGUUCUAACUAUUUAUCUCUAAUUGUUUAUGAUGAAUAAUAAAAAUACAAAUGUU
Messenger RNA from Oncorhynchus keta (chum salmon), 4585 nucleotides. RefSeq names its product cracd like a (gene cracdla). The coding region runs from base 401 to 3910 and encodes 1169 amino acids. NCBI's taxonomy places the organism in Eukaryota, Metazoa, Chordata, Actinopteri, Salmoniformes, Salmonidae. The transcript is spliced from 11 exons. The record is from RefSeq and is a predicted model, not a curated record.